AUGUCUGCUUCGGCCGGCGCUGUCUCUCCUGCUGCCCAGGGAACGGCUCUCGUCAGCUCUGGCGCUGGGAUGUCGAUGUUUAGAUGGUUGGAGGUUCUGGAGAAGGAGUUUGACAAGGCGUUCGUGGACGUGGAUUUAUUACUUGGUGAGAUCGACCCAGAUCAAGCAGACAUCACAUAUGAGGGCCGACAAAAGAUGACAAGUCUCAGCUCCUGUUUUGCCCAGCUUUGCCACAAAGCGCAAACCAUCUUCCAACUUAACCACAAAUUAGAGGCCCAGGUGGUGGACCUGAAAUCGGAGCUGACGGAUGUGCAGGCGGAGAAUGUGGUGGUGGAGAGGGAGGUCCAUGAUCAGCUGCUGCAGCUGCACGCCAUCCAGCUGCAGCUCCACGCCAAGACUGGCCAGGACACGGACUCCGGGUCCAUCAAGGCCAAGCUGUCUGUCCCGUCCGUGGAGGAGAUGGAGAGGGAGCUGGAGGCUAACAAGAAGGAGAAAAUGAAGGAGGUGAAGCUGGAGGCGGAGGUGAAACUGUACAAGAAGGAGAACGACGCACUCCGCAGGCACAUCGCCGUGCUGCAGGCCGAGGUGUACGGGGCGCGGCUGGCCGCCAAGUACCUGGACAAGGAGCUGGCUGGGAGAGUCCAGCAGAUCCAGCUGCUGGGGCGGGACAUGAAGGGGCCGGCCCACGACAAACUGUGGAACCAGCUGGAGGCCGAGAUCCACCUCCACCGCCACAAGACAGUCAUCCGAGCCUGCAGGGGGCGCAAUGACCCCAAGAAGCCCUUGCCGUCACCAGUGGGACAUGAAACAGACACUUUGAAGAAGACCCAGGGAGUCGGGCCCAUCCGAAAAGUAGUGCUGGCCAAAGAAGAUCACGAAGGACUGGGCAUUUCCAUCACGGGAGGGAAGGAGCACGGGGUGCCCAUCCUGAUCUCGGAGAUCCACCCCGCCCAGCCGGCCGAACGCUGCGGCGGGCUGCACGUGGGCGACGCCAUCUUGGCCGUCAACAGCAUCAACCUGCGAGACGCCAAGCACAAGGAGGCGGUGACCAUCUUGUCGCAGCAGCGGGGAGAGAUCGAGUUCGAGGUGGUCUACGUGGCCCCGGAGGUGGACUCGGACGACGAGAACGUGGAGUACGAGGACGACGGCGGCCAUCGCUACCGCCUCUACCUGGACGAGCUGGAGGAGGGGUCCGCGGCCGGCCGGAACAACGGCACGGGGGAGGUGCUACAAGCUCUGGAGAAAAACGCAGCCAGCGCACCGGUGGAGAACGGCGACAACGGGGCCUCCAGCGAAACGCUGUCGGAAGAAGGCGCCCAGAAGGCCUCCGAGUCGGCGGAGAGUUCCUCUUAAGACGGGCGGACGGAGGACAGCGGUGGAGAUCGCGCGGGGGGGUGGAUGGGCGCGGGGGUGGGGUUCGGGGGAGGAGUGGAGGUGAAAGACUCUACAUGUCUGGUAACGAGUGUUUUCUACUACGUUGACAACCGACUGCGUCGGAAAAGCACUGGAGGACGCGUGGGGGAACACGGACGGGGGAGGGGGGGAAUGAUGAUGUCACUCGGUUGCCGUGGGAACGCACUCGGAACACUUGUCGAAAAAUCACGUCCCGUUCUCUUUGUUUCUGCAUGGAGGGGAGCCGGGGAUCAGUUUUGCGUUCCAGUCGCCGGGAAGAGGACGAAUCCUUAAUUCGGUCCACAGGACUGUGAUAGGCUUCACGAAACCUGCUUUCUGAAUGGUAUACAUUAUUUUUCUUUUUGUUUGUUUUUUUUCUCCCCUCCCUUUUGUUUGUAGCGUCUGUGUGGUGGCCGACCCAACAGGCAUUGUGUGACCAGAUUGCAUCGUACCUCACCAACAUAGCCCUGCUGUUAAUAUAGAAUAUUUACAGAAGAUAGAAAAAAUUAAUCCAUUCAUCAAUAUUGUACAUACUUUAAAGGUAGUCUACGCACCUGUAAUUGCAAACGGGUUCUGAGGGUUGUGUCUUUCCUCCUUUUACGCUCGUCCCCUAUACGAUAUAAACUGCUCUAUUCUCUUAAUGGAUCUACAGAAUUGUAAAACAUUUUUCCAAUGGUCGUCAGGGGUACUGUGAAACAGAAAAGGCAACCGUUAUGCAAGUUUUACAUAUACACACUUUGAAAAGGAAGAGAGAUGGGUGCAGGACUGUCGAUAAUCUGAUGUGAAGGGAUGUUGUUAAUGAUCACAGAAAAAUAUGGAUCUGCCUGGUUUGUUACAUAGUAAUACACAUACCCACAAUUCCCAGUUUGGGGAUUGGGGGAUAUUGCACAUAGUCAUUGUAAAGAUUAAAAAAUGAAAAUGAAAUGCAAAUAUAUGGGCCUUAAUUAUAUCAAACCUUAAUUGCAGUGCACAUAGUUCUUUAUUUUGGGUUAGGAAAUUUUUUUUUGGGGGGGGGGGAGAGAUGGGUCAGGGUGAAACACCCACCCACCUGUUUUCAUUAAUUUCAGCCACUUUUGGGCAUGUGAUGUCAACCUAAGAAUGGAAAAUGUGUGACACAUUAAAACUAAAAGUGAAGUGCGCGUUGCAGUUAGAUUAAUUGAGUCCACGGUGAACUCAGUUACGUUUUGCCUGGUGGUCUCAGUGGUUACAGUACAGAGGGAAAGCAGGCAGGCGAGAGCUGUGAAGUCCGAUUCUGAGCACUUCGGAGCACAGAACAGGCACUUCGCCUGUCUGCAUCACUACACAGCUAGUUACUGAUAUUUAGCAAAGUCUUUAUACACAUGAGUAUUUCUGAAGGAGAGUGUGGCAACACGCAAUGUCUUAAGUUUCUGUGCUCGAAUAUGUGCAUGCCAUGGAAUUUACUGUAUUUUUGCCCCCCCCCCCCCCAGACAUAACUCCCUUCAGCUUGGAAAAUAUGAAAUAAGGUAACUGUAUCAUACAGUAUUUAUGUAUAGUUUCUACAUAUGCCCUGCGCUAUAAAACUGUAAAGAUCUUUCCAAACAGGAAAUGACAAUGAGGGAAAAUAUACCACCAUGUUUAAUUAGUCAGGAAGAUAUGAGUGCUAUACGUUGGUUUAUAAUGUGAAGAUGCCAAUUUUUUUUUCUUCUCAGUUUUACACUUCAUUAAACUUCCUGUGAUACUUUGCUCUUCAAGAUUCCCAGGGUCUGAACUGACAUAUCUCAGCUUCCUUAGCUACUUGACCUUCAUUCGCUAUUUGGUUUCUUCUCUUGCAGCGAGCAUGCUAUCGAAGCGCGUCUUACCGUGUUCUCUGAAGUUCUGUUGGUUACUGUGGCAGUCUAGCAAAAAAAAAAAAAAGUAUAUUCCUGCUUUUCAGGUUCCAAAGACGACUAUAUGAAAAGUCUGAGCUGCUUACACUGUGUAUCGGUUUCAACUUAAAACGUGAUUGACAUAUCGGAGCGAUAGAAGAGCUUUAAUUGUGUAAAGAACCAAAACGCGUCAUCUACAUGCAAAAUAUGGAAACUCAAGUGAACAGCAAUAAAACACCAUGUCAGUACUUAUGCACUAAGGAUUGUUGUAAAAAUAUAACUCUGCUGCAAGCUCCUGUCUUAGCUCCUAUCGUAUAUAUAACUUUAUAUAGACAUAGAUUCGUUGCAAGCCAAUAUAAAGUAGAAUAUAUAUAUGGGUUACUUACCAAUAUUGUUACUGAAAUUUAUAUGCAGUAUUGGCCAUGUGUCUUCUUCUGUUAAUGUGACAUAACCCCAACUGCGAGGAGAUUGAGUUGGCGGUCUUGACAAUCGUCUGUCACGCCUCUUCGUGUAAGGGCUGCGUGUUAAGAUUUGAUAUUGGUGAAGGGACUGUUUAAAUUGAAGAAACCCUCCUCCCCCCCCCCCCUUUUUUUUUUUUUAAUUUUAUUUUAAGUGCGCAUCGAUCACUGUUUGAAAUGCUUCGCUCGGUCGCGCGCCCAAAGAACUCCCGUUCUGUGCAAGUGAAGCGGUGCACACCGUCGGGCGGUCCAGAUCUCCGGAAGUACACCGCCCCCCCACUGCAUGCAACUGAAAACGCUCACGUCAACCGCCUGUCGCAAGUGCCGUCGCUUGAAGGAAAGAAAGAGGCCCUUUUUCGUACGUGGUUUUUACUGUUUUUUGGGGAGCGCUUUUUUUUCCCUUUUCACCCCCUGCGUUGUUUUAUGUCACAAAAAUAUUUCUUGGACCUUGAGAGAUUUGGUAUAAAUGUCUUAUAUACAUCUGUAGUAAAUGUAUAACAUGUAACAUUUGAAUAAACUUAUUUGCCCACAUGGUG
This is a messenger RNA of Anguilla rostrata (American eel), 4212 nucleotides long. RefSeq names its product golgi-associated PDZ and coiled-coil motif containing (gene gopc). Gene Ontology annotation, cellular component: membrane; trans-Golgi network transport vesicle; Golgi apparatus. The transcript has 9 exons. NCBI's taxonomy places the organism in Eukaryota, Metazoa, Chordata, Actinopteri, Anguilliformes, Anguillidae. Gene Ontology annotation, molecular function: transmembrane transporter binding. Gene Ontology annotation, biological process: negative regulation of protein localization to cell surface. The record is from RefSeq and is a predicted model, not a curated record. Bases 1 to 1353 code for a protein of 450 amino acids.